AUGUCGUCCAAGAAGAACAGAAAACGGCUAAACCAAAGCGCCGAGAAUGGUUCUUCCUCGGCAUCCGCUGCUUCCUUUCUUGCAGGGGCCACAGCUUCUGCCGUGGCGGCCGGGACUCUGGUGGUGAUUAACUUCUUAGAAAAGGAUGACAAAGUUCCUAAAGCAUUCCAGAAUUCUCUUGUUCAACUUGGACUCAGUACCAUGAAGUCUGCAAAUAUUUGUAUCGGUCGACCAGUGUUGCUUACCAGUUUGAAUGGAAAGCAGGAGGUCUAUACGGCCUGGCCUGUGGCAGGAUUUCCUGGAGGCAAGGUUGGCCUGAGUGAAGUGGCACAGAAGAACGUGGGAGUGAGGGUUGGUGAUGCCAUCCAUGUCCAGCCUGUUUUGGGUGCUGUGCUGCAGGCUGAGGAAAUGGACGUGGCUCUCAGUGACAAAAAUGCAGAUAUUAAUGAAGAACAACUGGCUGGUUGUAUUUUGAGAAAACUAGAUGGCAAGGUGGUUUUACCAGGCAACUUUCUGUAUUGUACAUUCUAUGGACGACCAUGCAAGCUGCAAGUGUUGCGAGUGAAAGGGGCAGAUGGCACAAUGUUGAGAAGGGCUCAGAAUGACUCUGACACUGCUGCCCGGGGAAUGGCCUCCGAGCUGUCCAGCCGAGAUCCUAGCACCCUGGAUAUAUCCUUACAGCUAAGCCAGUUAGAUCUGGAAGUGCCCCGACGGCCGGCAUCAAGUAGUACUCCUUACAGACCAGUAGAUGACAGAAUGAUGAAUAAAGCUGGUGGCAUUUUGUCAGAUGGUACACAGAGUCCUGGGAAUGGCAGUGGACUUGGAUUAGAGGAGGUCAUAGGGCUUGCAUGUAGUUUUGAGUCUGCCAGGGAAGGAAGUGAGCAACCUGUUGAUGAAGAGAGAUUACUGAAGUCACCCAGCGUGGGAGCACAGAGCAACACCGAUACCUUUUAUUUUAUUUCUUCAAAAACAAGAGUCAAUUUUACAAAGAACCGUACAAAUUCAAAAGAUCAAGCCAACCAAUUAAAAGUAACUUAUGACAUGAUAGGUGGCUUAAAUAGUCAGCUGAAAGAAAUUAGAGAAAUUAUUGAAUUACCUCUCAAACAGCCUGAGCUUUUCAAGAGUUACGGAAUUCCUCCCCCUAGAGGAGUGUUACUCUAUGGCCCUCCGGGUACUGGAAAGACAAUGAUUGCCAGGGCUGUUGCUAAUGAAGUUGGUGCCUAUGUUUCUGUAAUUAAUGGCCCUGAAAUUAUAAGCAAAUUCUAUGGGGAGACGGAAGCAAGAUUACGUCAGAUAUUUGCUGAAGCCACUCUGCGCCACCCAUCAAUUAUUUUUAUUGAUGAGCUGGAUGCACUUUGCCCUAAAAGAGAAGGGGCUCAGAAUGAAGUGGAAAAAAGAGUUGUAGCUUCACUGUUAACACUGAUGGAUGGUAUUGGUUCAGAAGGAAGUGAAGGACAAGUGUUGGUUCUUGGGGCCACAAAUCGCCCUCAUGCGUUGGAUGCUGCACUCCGAAGACCUGGACGGUUUGAUAAAGAGAUUGAGAUUGGAGUUCCAAAUGCUCAAGACAGGCUGGAUAUCCUCCAGAAACUGCUUCGAAGGGUACCUCAUUUACUCACAGAAUCUGAACUGCUACACCUGGCAAAUAGUGCUCAUGGAUAUGUUGGAGCAGACUUGAAAGCCUUGUGUAAUGAAGCAGGUCUUCAUGCCUUGCGGAGAGUCUUAAGGAAACAGCCUAACCUCCCUGACAGCAAGAUGGCUGGAUUGGUGAAGAUUACUCUGAAAGAUUUCUUGAAGGGGAUGAAUGACAUCAGACCCAGUGCCAUGAGGGAGGUAGCAGUCGAUGUCCCAAAUGUAUCCUGGUCAGAUAUAGGAGGACUGGAAAAUGUCAAGCUGAAACUGAAACAGGCUGUGGAAUGGCCCUUGAAACAUCCUGAGUCUUUCACCCAAAUGGGUAUUCAGCCACCCAAAGGAGUUCUUUUGUAUGGGCCACCUGGAUGCUCUAAAACAAUGAUCGCAAAGGCUUUGGCCAAUGAGAGUGGACUGAAUUUUCUGGCUAUAAAGGGUCCUGAAUUAAUGAACAAGUAUGUUGGUGAAUCUGAAAGAGCAGUUAGAGAGAUCUUCCGGAAGGCAAGAGCCCUGGCUCCUUCCAUUAUUUUCUUUGAUGAACUUGAUGCCUUAGCAGUUGAAAGGGGCAGUUCUUCAGGUGCUGGGAAUGUAGCUGAUCGUGUCUUGGCUCAGCUCUUGACGGAAAUGGAUGGCAUUGAACAGUUAAAGAACGUGACAAUCUUGGCAGCUACCAAUCGUCCAGAUAGGAUAGACAAGGCUUUGAUGCGGCCUGGAAGAAUUGAUAGAAUCAUCUAUGUGCCUUUACCAGAUGCAGCAACAAGAAGGGAAAUACUUAACCUACAGUUUCACUCUAUGCCAAUCAAUAACGAGGUUGAUCUGAAUGAACUCAUUCUCCAAACAGAUACGUAUUCAGGAGCAGAGAUCAUAGCUGUCUGUAGAGAGGCAGCCCUGCUGGCUCUGGAAGAAGACAUUGCAGCCAACUGCAUUAUGAAAAGACACUUUACUCAAGCCCUGAGCACCGUGACACCCAGACUUCCUGAAUCAUUGAGACGUUUCUAUGAAGAUUAUCAAGAGAAGAGUGGGCUGCAUACACUCUGA
Molecule: messenger RNA, 2664 nt
Organism: Rangifer tarandus platyrhynchus (Svalbard reindeer)
Lineage: Eukaryota; Metazoa; Chordata; Mammalia; Artiodactyla; Cervidae
Source: the annotation of a GenBank genome assembly